Molecule: messenger RNA, 592 nt
Organism: Apis dorsata (giant honeybee)
Lineage: Eukaryota; Metazoa; Arthropoda; Insecta; Hymenoptera; Apidae
Exons: 3
Coding region: 98-577 (159 amino acids)
Source: RefSeq, a predicted model, not a curated record
CAUUUUAUUUGGUUAAUUAAAAAAUUUUUUUAAAUUGAAAAAAUGAUGUUGCAAUUUUAUGAUUCUAAUAUUUAAAAAUUUGUAUUUGUUUAUAUAAAUGUACUUUAGUACAUCAAUAAUGAUUGGUAAAUUUGUUACAAAGUUAAUACAAACAAUACCAACAUGGGAAGUGACAAAAUAUUAUGGAAGAGUGUGCAUAUAUCAAUUAAAAUGUCUAAAAUAUAAAAUUCAAACAAGCGAAGCAUGGUUUAAUUUUAAGUGCAAAUUUAUGCCUGGUAGUUUGAAUAAUGAAUUAGAAUGUGAAGAACCUAUUAAAACUAAAGCUAAAAAUGGAUCACAACAACAAAAAACACAAAAUGAAUCAUCUGAAACAAAAUCACAAAAUAAAUGCAAGAAUCAUGAAAGUACAACUUCACUUAAUGAUUUAAAGAAUACUUAUGUUAUUAAUGAAUUAAUGCCACAUACAAAGAAACAAGAAAAAGAUGAUAAAAAGAUAAUAAAAGAUAAUAAAAAAUAUCAAGAAAAUGAAAAAUAUAUACAUGAAGAAUAUGCAACAAAGAAAGAGAGAAAAGUAUAAUAUAAUUUUAAUCUU